Pectinophora gossypiella (pink bollworm) is the source of this 1189-nucleotide messenger RNA. RefSeq names its product alpha-tocopherol transfer protein-like. Gene Ontology annotation, cellular component: membrane. NCBI's taxonomy places the organism in Eukaryota, Metazoa, Arthropoda, Insecta, Lepidoptera, Gelechiidae. The transcript has 8 exons. The record is from RefSeq and is a predicted model, not a curated record. The coding region runs from base 264 to 1172 and encodes 302 amino acids. Gene Ontology annotation, molecular function: phosphatidylinositol bisphosphate binding.
CUCAUAGAUGUUUAAAUAAUUUACUAGUUAGUUAUGUACUGAUAAGCGGUGGUGUGGUACAUUAAAAUGAUGUUAUUUAGAUAAAUUUGCUGCAGAUUGCAUUAACUACUUGGCCGGAUAUUGGCCCCGAUUCCGUCAUUUUCUUAUCCGCCGAAAAGGAAAUACUGGGUGUUCACAAAUUGAUCGGAACAAAAUCAGUUGGGAAAAGACAAAACAUUGCAGUACAUUGUGUUAUACACAUUAGUUACAUUCCUAUCCGGACGAUGGAUACAGUGAAGCAAAUACCUCUAGAAGAAGAGUAUAAGAAGAACACAGGAGUAACCCCGGAAGACGUCAGCAAGCUGCGAGAAUGGAUGGACACGCAGCCGCAUCUACCUGGACAAUAUAUAACGGACCUCGACCUGAUCCUGGCCCACCACUGCUGUGACUGCGACCUGGAGGCGUCCAAGCGGCUGCUCGACACACACUUCACGCUCAAGACGGAGAUGACUUCCUUGUUCAAGGAUAGAGCCUUCGAUGAGAGAAUUGAACGAGCUCUGAACACUUCGCUCCUGAUACCGCUGCCUACCCCCAGUAAGGAUGGGUACGCUGUCUUCUACACAAGGACUAUCGACAGCGAUCCGCAGAACUACUGCCUACAAGACUUAUACAGAGCAACAAUAAUGGGUUGGGAGCUCUGGCAGGUGGAGUCGGGCACGUGGCCGGGGUUCGUCAUGGUCUUCGACCUCGCCGGCCUCGGUUUCCAGCACUUCCUCCGAAUGCACCUCUCUAGCCUCCAGAACUUUACCAAGUAUAUGCAGGAGGCUUUCCUAGGCAAGCUGAAGUACGUGCACAUUCUGAACGCGCCGUCGUUCUUUGACAAGAUCGUUAUGCUAUGCCGACCGUUCGUCAAGAGCUACUUGCUAGAGAUGAUACGAAUUCACCACCACACUGACACCCUUGAAGAGUUCUAUCCUGUGGAAGCCCUGCCUGUCGAAUCUGGGGGCAGGUGGAAAAGAGUGCUGGAGUGUAGAGAUGAGGUGAUCGCCAAGUUCAGAGCGAAUGCAAAGUUCUUCGACGCGGAAGCAAAGAAGCGCGUGGAUGAGUCGAAACGACCGCGAAAGCCCAGCAGUCAAACGAGUUACGGAUUCUUUGACAGGUUUAGAGGCGUUAGGAAAGUUGAAAUAGAUUGACUUGCGUUAAAACUGAA